Leptopilina heterotoma is the source of this 807-nucleotide messenger RNA. RefSeq lists its product as uncharacterized. The coding region runs from base 213 to 710 and encodes 165 amino acids. The transcript is spliced from 4 exons. Lineage: Eukaryota; Metazoa; Arthropoda; Insecta; Hymenoptera; Figitidae. The record is from RefSeq and is a predicted model, not a curated record.
AUUCACGGUAAGCGAAAUGUAUUCACCGUGACCCACCAAUACGGUUUUGUCGCGAAAACGCAUUCACCGAACGUCUCCACCAAUACUUUUUCUCUAUUCUGAAUACUUUUUUUUUUACUGGGUUCUAAAUAUUCCUAUUUAUAUGUAGAGAACAUAAUGAGUACAAAAAUGCGACAAAAAAGAGGCAAACAUGCCAAGAAAUUGCUUCUGAAAUGUUUGUCAUAACCAACAAAGAAUCGGAAGUAAGGCAACUAAAGGAUUUGUGGAAAACUCUAAAAAGUUCUUAUUAUGCCGAACGAGCAAAAAUAAAUAAAUAUAAACCGUCCGGCUCGGAAGCCUCUGAAGAACCACGUUCAAGUUGGCCAUAUUUUAAAAUAAUGGAUAAUGUUUUAAAAAAUUAUCCAUUACACAAUCAAACUGUGAGCAAUUUUAAAUUUUCCAAAGUGACUCCACUUCCUACUGCGUCGGACAGUGAAAAUGAAGCUGAGGACCAAGUUGUAGUUUUGAGUGAUUCAGAAAAAAGUGAAGAAGAAACCACUCAUGAUUAUUUUCCUUCUGAAAUGAAUUCUCAGGCAGAAAAAAUACAGAGGGAAAACGACUUUUUUCUAGCCAUAAGGGAUUGUUGGAGAAGAAUUCCUGAAAUAAAGAGGAAAGAUGGCUACAUCAAAAUCAAAGCCAUUAUUGAUCAAAAAAUAAGAAAACGAGAUUAAAAUCUUUUCUUUAAUUCUUCAUUUUUAAUUUAAUUUAAUAUUUCAUUGAAUUUUUUGUCAUUAAAAUUACAUUAAAAUUACUUUCCCUGACAAAAUU